AUGGCCGCUCUCCGCUCCUCGACGCGAGUCCUCAGCUCCUCUACCAGGGCAGCUUUCCGCCCCAGCGCCGUCUUCUCGCGGUCCAUGGCGUCGGUCAGCGAGACCACUGAGCAGCAGCCCAAGAUCAAGUCGUUCCAGAUCUACCGAUGGAAUCCCGAUACCCCGACCGAGAAGCCCAAGCUUCAGACUUACUCCAUUGACCUCAACAAGACGGGCCCCAUGAUCCUGGACGCCCUGAUCAAGAUCAAGAACGAGCAGGACCCGUCCCUGACCUUCCGAAGGAGUUGCCGAGAGGGCAUCUGCGGCAGCUGUGCCAUGAACAUCAACGGCCAGAACACCCUGGCCUGCUUGUGCCGAAUCCCCGCCGAGUCCUCGUCCGACGUCAAGAUCUACCCCCUGCCGCACACCUACGUCGUCAAGGACCUGGUACCUGAUUUGACGCACUUUUACAAGCAAUACAAGUCCAUUCAGCCCUACCUGCAGCGCGACACCCCUGCUGAAGAUGGCAAGGAGUACCGCCAGAGCAAGGCGGACCGAAAGAAGCUGGACGGUCUCUACGAGUGCAUUCUGUGCGCCUGCUGCUCAACCUCGUGCCCCUCUUACUGGUGGAAUUCCGAAGAGUACCUCGGCCCCGCCAUCCUGCUGCAGUCCUACCGAUGGCUGAUUGACUCCCGAGACGAGCGCACGGAGGCCCGCAAGUCCAAGCUCGAGAACUCCAUGAGCCUGUACCGUUGCCACACCAUUCUCAACUGCACACGCGCCUGCCCCAAGGGCCUGAACCCCGGCAAGGCCAUUGCCGAGAUCAAGAAGCAGAUGUCUCUUGGAUCUUAA
Messenger RNA from Trichoderma breve, 831 nucleotides. Its product is annotated as 2Fe-2S iron-sulfur cluster binding domain-containing protein. Gene Ontology annotation, cellular component: mitochondrial membrane. Gene Ontology annotation, molecular function: 2 iron, 2 sulfur cluster binding; electron transfer activity. Lineage: Eukaryota; Fungi; Ascomycota; Sordariomycetes; Hypocreales; Hypocreaceae. The record is from RefSeq and is a predicted model, not a curated record. Gene Ontology annotation, biological process: tricarboxylic acid cycle; respiratory electron transport chain; aerobic respiration. Bases 1 to 831 code for a protein of 276 amino acids. The transcript has 2 exons.